This is a messenger RNA of Cataglyphis hispanica, 744 nucleotides long. Its product is annotated as immediate early response 3-interacting protein 1. The transcript has 4 exons. Lineage: Eukaryota; Metazoa; Arthropoda; Insecta; Hymenoptera; Formicidae. Gene Ontology annotation, cellular component: COPII-coated ER to Golgi transport vesicle; Golgi membrane; endoplasmic reticulum membrane. Bases 60 to 308 code for a protein of 82 amino acids. Gene Ontology annotation, biological process: endoplasmic reticulum to Golgi vesicle-mediated transport. The record is from RefSeq and is a predicted model, not a curated record.
ACAAUCCUUUUAGUAACCAUAAGAAACGGUUGGUAAUGCUGGCAUGAUAAUGCGGCAUCAUGGCGUUUACAUUGUGGACACUUUUUGAAGCAAGUUUGUUAUGUCUAAAUGCAGUUUGCAUUUUGAAUGAGGAAAGAUUCCUCGCUAAAGUUGGCUGGGCAUCAUGGCAAAAUGUGCAAGGAUUUGGAGAACCUCCAACAGCUAAAUCACAAAUAUUGAAUCUUAUUAAGUCGAUACGAACUGUGAUGAGGGUUCCCUUGAUAUUCUUUAAUAUCUUGACAUUGAUUGUGAAGCUUAUACUUGGCUGAGAAGGAAGACUUGCAAUGUAAAUAUUGAAAUAUAAUCGGAAGAUACAACCAGCCGGAUAAGAUGUGCUCGGCGCCUUCCUCCUUACAGAUCUACGGAUACAAGUAACAGGAUGCUCUCGGAAGACCCGGAUGAUUUUCCCGGUAACUUUCUCCCCUUCCUCGCUUUCUCAGGACGAAAGAAGCGCCUUUACAGAAUAAUCAAUGGCUAUUACAUCGGAUUCGCAGCAAUUUUUGAUAGUGUGUGUAUAUGCGUGGGCUCGUAUACACGUGCGUGCGAGCAGUUACAACUUAUUAUUAAAUGUGACUUGCACGAACAUUCACGUAUUCAUUGUAAAAUGCUCUUUCCUCUUUGAUUCUAUUGAACUUCUUUCUUGCAUUUGUUGUUUGAAAUUUAUCAUAAUAAAAAAUGUGCGUGUAAUGCGUACUUUGCGAAAGA